Molecule: messenger RNA, 8865 nt
Organism: Belonocnema kinseyi
Lineage: Eukaryota; Metazoa; Arthropoda; Insecta; Hymenoptera; Cynipidae
Product: mucin-17
Exons: 10
Coding region: 947-8350 (2467 amino acids)
Biological process (GO): negative regulation of transcription by RNA polymerase II
Cellular component (GO): nucleus
Molecular function (GO): protein binding; transcription corepressor activity
Source: RefSeq, a predicted model, not a curated record
AAUUCCGCGUCGCUCCUCUUCGUUCCUUGUUCAUCAAGUGUUGCUACUUUGCGUUUUCCCAUCAUCAGCGCGCAACUUUGAGAUCAACCAAGCCGCCUGAGGUCCGUCUUCGUGUGUUUUCCCAGAUAACUUGAUUUCGUCGAGUCUUUCACGUAAAAAUCGAGUGUUUAUUCCCAAAAAUCGUGCUCGCGAGGUGAAGAGAGCAAGAAACGCUGCCACUUUCGUCAGGGCGCGCCGAUAUCUUCGUCGGCGGUGCACACCUGUGGUGCAAAGAGAGUCGGUUAAGUGUGUCCGCGGUGAAAAGUAGGUUACCACGGCCCGUGUCCUUGGCUCCGGUGCCUGAUACGACUCACAGAGCGCGUUACGCUGAGAACGCGCUUCUCGGCCCAGUUUAUUCGUCGCGCACUUUUACGUAACGCGGGACGAGGAAAAAGAAUUUUUUCGAAAAAUUUGCUGUUCUUGUGUUAUUUCGAUCCGAAUUAGGAGAUCAGAGAUAAAAAAAUGAGUGUCGAGAUAAUGUGCGGGUCGUGGUGAUACUUUCCGGCGGAGACUGUUGGUUCUCAACCGGCUGUGAUUUUCAUUUUGGUUUAAAAGUGGAGGAAACGAGGUGCGUCGUAUAAGUUAAAGAUUCGUUGAGGAUGAUCUCAUAAGUGUUUUCUUAAAGGUAGUGUUUUGUUGAAAGUGAUACAGAAGUGUAAUUAGUGCCCCUUAUUUGGAUUAAUUUGGAUUUAAUGCAAGCACCAGCCAGAGAAACAGCAACCGAAAUCGUCUUUUAAGAAUGCAGAGACAAAGCUGGAGAAGUUCGGAGGUGGAGGUAGCGCGUAUGCGCCCCAUAAGCGCGGCUGGCUAAUAGCCCCAAAGCUCAUCCCCGACACCCUGCAGCCACACACCUGGUAAGUUUUCGUUAUAGUUCACCAUAGCAGAUUCGAUUAGCAGUCAGUGUGACAUGGAUGUGAGCUACACGAACGUGUUGGAGGUCUCUCGCCAGUACUUCCAGGGACUGCCCGUACCGAGUACGGCAGAUGCUACCUUGACGGAGAAUGUUACAACCUCGACAUCAACGUCCUUCGACAAUGGAACGUCAACAACAUACUCAUCCACCACGACGCCUUCGGUGGCAUCGACACCCGCGACUAACAAUAUCAGUGAAAAUCAGAGAUACUCGGAAUCAAAACUUGAUGAGACAGGGUCGUCUAGUUCCUAUUGGAAUCCACCCGGUCCGAAUGAGUUGCGACCAGUCGAACCUUAUCCUCCUCAGCUCACCAGAGUUGAAGUACCAGAUACCAGGCCUGAAGAUUCUGCCAUGGAGCCAGGACACGGGUCCUCCACUUUAACCGAAAUGCAACCGUCAAAACCACGAUCGACGGAGCAGAAGCAAGAACCUUCGUCGACGGUUCAACCUAGUGAACACCCUAUACUCUCACCACAGUUGCAUCAAAUGCAGCCGCCAAAUUCACAUUCUCCAGCGCCUGUCUAUCAACAGUUGAGUAGUGUCACCAGGACACCAUAUUCUUCUGCCGAGUCGCUUACAUCGCAUACAACUUAUCAGGGAGAAAGAGCAUCGCCAAGUGCAUCUAUCGUGGCCCAAAGGGUUCAGUACUAUCCGCGGUACCAUCACCCAGAUAUUAGGAAAAGCGCACCUGUGCCCUUUUCCCAGAGCUCAAUGUACCAGCCCAACAACGUCCCGCCAUCAGCCUCGCCGUCAGGCACUGUACCGAUAAGACCUGCUUCCGCCGAACAAGGAAACUCCGUCUCGAUUCCACCCUCGAGUCAUCAUCAACAAGAUCAGCAACGAGUUCCUACAGCCUAUUCGCCAGCGCAGAGCCUUGUAGGAGGAUCAUCUGUUUACGGAACAUCACCGCAGAAUCAUCAUCCCCCCACCUACCUCGGCGCUCAGCGUCGAAUCGGAUCAUCCAAUCUUACUGGCUUAGGAGUCCAGCAUUCCGACGGACAUUCCUCCUCUUCGUCCAGCUCGUCCGUAAAUCCAUGCAGUCCACGACUUGGCUCUAGUAGUACCACUGCUGGUAGUUCAAGUCACAUUCCUUCGCCAUACAAUAUGCCGGCGCACAUUCCGUCACCGCAUCUACCAUCAGGCUCAUCAUCAGCUUCGACGUCACUGCCUCCUCAUCAACAUCCUAGUCGAAACGUGCCUAGUUCGCACACACUUAUCUCUAAUACGUAUCCGGGCCGAACGGUGCUCACCUCAUCGGGGAAUCAACAGAUGGGUCAUCCGCAAAGUUCGACGGGAUAUCAUCCAAUUCCCUCACCACACGAACUCGGCCAACAUACAUCACCGUCGCCUCAGAGACAGUCACCACAUGUUUCUCUGCAUAAUCCUCACGCAUCUCCUCAUCAUACUCCCUCGCCACACAAUAAUUACCAUCAACCUCAUUCGCCGCCCUACCCACCACCUCCAUCAAGAUCGACACCUCAGUCCUACAGCAGUGUUCCUCCUACUUCGCAACAGUAUCAAGUCGCACCCAGAUUCUCGAACCCUUACCACUCAACGCCUCAGUCUUCGCACCAUUCCUUUCAGAAGAGUCCCCAACCGCCGCACUCGAGUUAUUAUCCGCAGCCUGGAAGACCUCACUACCCGCAACACAUAGGAGUUCCUGCACAAACCUCGCUCGCUUGUUCAACACCAGGAAGCAAUGGAGCAGUCUACCAGAGUUCGCAAGUCAAACCUGUCACCUACAAUGGAGCUGACACCAAGAAAGGCCCAGCUGAUGUGACAACCUACGGUUCCUACCGCCCGCCUCCGGCUCCUAUUCAACGAACUGCAAAUACGCACAACCUGCCGCCUAUUGCAUCUCUCUCCUUUCCGAAUAGAAACUCUAGGGAACCACUUGCGAAAUCUCAAGCGGUUCAGCGACAACGAACGCAUUCCAUGAGCACCGUUACCAAGGCUCCCUUGUCACAAACUGGACCAUCGAUGGUAGCUCCUCGUAGAGUUGCCGACUAUCCUGUUAAUCAUGCGCCGAUGAGUCAUGCACUACCGAUCAACGGAAGGAUAACGACUGUACCGAGUUCCUCCUACAGCAGGUACAAUCAACAAGGAGGAUAUCCACCUUAUGCAACGACUGUCGCACCAAGCCAUUACGGCAGCAACUCUUCCAGUAGCACAACAGUCACGUCGGUCAGUCUUCCUACCAGACCCACCGUUCCAACUCAAGCUAACCAUCAGUAUCCGACAGCUGAUCCGAGUCGACCCACAGCGCCUUACUCCGGCGUUACUCGAGCGCCGGAGAAUUACGGUUUCAAAGAAUACUAUCCAAAUUCUUCGACUUACUCAAGUAAUUCUGCUGCUCCUACGCCAGCAGCAGCACCAGCACCACCACCUCCACCACCACAGAGCAAUGGUCUGCCCGUCAGAAAAAGAGAAUCUCCUCUCGAUUUGUCUGUGAAAACUGUCAAAACAUCUGCAGAUUCCACCGCUCAAGAUGACGAAGCUGGCAAUAUGGAUAGACAUGUCAGUAGUAGCAACUCUGUCUCUUCCAGGAGUAGCAGUGGGAGCAGGAAUAUGCUCCCUCCUGCACAACCACCACCUGCUAGCUUAUUCACAUUUGACGCAAGGAGUACCAAUGGAGCGAGAAGCUCCAGUGUAAGUAGCGUCAGGGCCUCGACGCCUCACACAGUUUGUGCGCCGAAAGUAGAAUUCUAUCCAAAUUUCAAUACAGCACCCAUGCGGCAACACACCCAGAGUCGUGAGAACUCAUUAAGAAGAAGUUCGGCACAGCAGCUCUAUGCGCCACCCCAGCAAAGUACAAUUUCUUUGCCACAUAUGUCCACUUUCAAGAAGAGCUCAUUGCCCUCGACACCUCUUUAUGAUGGCAAGUCCAUGCCUCAGUCUCCUUACCAUCCAAACGAUCCUUCCUUGGCGAGAACAUCGAGAUAUCCAUCUGUAAUUGACCCAGCCAGAACUACACAUGCACUGCCUCAUCAAGAGACUUCCGACCCAAACAAGUAUUAUCUCGACAGUAGAAACAAGUUCACUCCGCCCGCGAAUCAAGCAACAGAGAAACUUCCAAUGAAAAGACCGUCGGAAGCAACUUACAGCGGCGCUUCUCCUAACAAACAGCCUAGAGUGGACGCGUGGCGCAUGGCUAUAGAUGAACAGAUUCAGCAGAAACUCUCAUCUGCGCGUGCACUUCUUGACCAACAGAAGAGACAGGAAACGAAUCUACCACCUCCUUUGCCUAACGGUUCGAUGGUUGCGCCUGGUGCUUACGACCAGAGGACCGAUAUACGUUACUCGUCAGAACCGGCGAGAUAUCAAGCAUACUGUGAUAAAAAAAGCUACCAGGAUCUAAAAGUCCCACGUAGUUCGCCCGCCUACAUGCAACCGAUCUCGAAGCCAUCAAAUGUCCACUCCAUGCCUCAACCGUCCGGAAGCCAAAUGAGCUACCACGGUUAUCGGCCUGGACAAAGGAUGCCUUAUGGUAGUGGCGUCGGUCAACCUGGAGGUCAACCGAGCAAUACUGGUGCUGAUAAGAGGGUGCUUAGUCUCCUCAGGAAUAGCCUCGAGAACAAACAACAACGGGAAGAGCAGAUGAACAGUCAGCAACCCAUUCUUGUCAAUCAUAGUCAACAGAGCUUCCAGAAUAAGGUCGUUACACCAGUCGAGCCAAAAACGAACAUCGGGAGACAUAACCUCUCGCCGUUCACGGCAGCAAGUCUCUUGGAGCGUAACAGCAAUACACCUCCCCAUUAUAAGUUCCACGUGCCAAAAGCUGUGGAUUCGAUCACUCAGGAUGGCCCUCGCGGCAUGUACGGAUCGAGGAUGAAUAUAUCAGCGACACUACCUGGAAAGGAGUCUCUAUUAAAUCCGCGUGGAAUGGAUAAUCAGAUGCUUCGGGAGAAGGAUGAUGGGUUGGCUGCCAAGUUCAGGACCAAGGGCGAAUUGAAGCAGGUUGGAACGGGACAGUUUGCCUCGAAACCACCAGCGUUGUUGGCGCAAGAAACAACAGCGAUUUCUAAAGAUCUCGAAGGUGCAGCUUCGACAUCGACACCUCAAACCCCAGGUUCUUCCGCAGGCAGUCCUCCAAAACUGACUCGUGAAAAAUUGGCUGGUUUACCUCCGAGAAGAAGACUCUUCUCGAGAACGGAUGAGGAAAAUAUGCCUACAUCUGCUACCGUACCUGCACCUGCCAUAGCUUCGACGGUGUCUCCUAGAGCUAGUGGACUCAGAAGCUCUUCUGAGACUUCAGUAUUUGACUUCAGGGAGAGCGAUUCCGAGGGCGAAAUGCCUGUUUUGGAAAGACAAACCCUGGAGGAGAUGAGGAGGGACCGAAAGCAGCUGUCGAAAGUACAGCCACCUGUACCGCUGAACGAUGCCAUGUGCAUGGGAAUGACGUCUUCAGCGGAUCUUGUCAAGAUCGAACUGAAGGAAAAUGACAAAAUUACUGAAAUGGAUCCAUUUUGGGCAGCCACAUGUGAUAAGUUUAUGGAACAAUUACGCAAUGGAGACUCGGUAAAGAAGCGAGGUCGUAAGAAGAAGACUGAAACUCCCGUAUUAAAGGUCGAAGAUAAUCUAGAACCUGGUGUCGGGGAAACUGAGUCUGAGACACUGCAGCCUGUAAUAAGGCCUGAAGACAUCAAGAAGGAAAUUCCAGAUGUAGAACCUGUCAUCAAGGAAGCCCCAUUAAAGAAGGAAGAGACUAGCAAAGAAGUUUCUCCCGCAGAAGUCAAGACUGAGUUGAAAGCCGAGGUUCUAGUGAAAGAAGAGGAGAAGGAAACUAAAGAUGAGAAAGAAGCAAAAGAAGAUAAGGAACCUAAAGACGACAAAGUGAAGGUCAAAAGCAAAGAGAAAACUAAAGGAAAGAACUCGGCUGAUGACUCGGAUGAAUUGCCUCUGAUAAAAAGAGCAAAAAAGAAGAAAUCGAAAAAGGACGACAGCGAUGGCGAAGAGGAAAUUGUCUCUAGUAAAACUAGAGUCCGUCGAGGAAGUAGAAUCAAGUUAGAAUCUUCGAGCGGUAGUGAGUCCUCAAGUGAAGAGAGUGAUGCUAGUACCGAAUUCGGGCAAGGUUCGUCAGUCGCGGAUAGAUUGCGCGCUAGAAAACGAACCGGGAAGGAAAAGGUGGACAGCGAGGGUAUGAAACUUCGCUCGAGAGGAAACACACCUCACAAAGGAAAGCAACAAGACAAGGAGACGAAAUCUCUGAAAGGAACGCCCAAUAAGUCGAAGCCUAAACCACUUUUCGGAGAUGGGAGUGAUUUCAGACCGGGUUGGGAGGAAGAGGUCUACGUUUAUAAAAAGUCCCUGAGAAUGCCCUCGCGAUUAAUAACCGUCUCGAAGCCCGCAAGAUUCCACCGGUUAUCAACAUCUCUUCCCGACUUGGAUCCAGGCUCGCCCGCGCUCUCUGUUUCGAUGGACAGUGCUGACGUCUGUCUGAGUCGGAAGAGAGCAGACAGCGAUGCGGAAUCCAACUCCAGUUUCAGCAUAGCGGGACUCGGAACUAAAAUCGAAGAUGAAGAAGCCACAUCAUCAACGACAGUCUCUUGUCCCACGAAACUCACAAGAUACUCGAGAUCGGAAAAUAACUCGAUUGUCGACGUUCUGGCUCAGAAGGUGGGCACCAGUAAAAAGGAUGCGAGGAAAACGAAGGACAAAGUUGACAAGAGUCCGGCCAAGUUUCUUCGAAGAAGUAACAACGAGCCCGAAUUACUUCCGACUCCGAGUCUCACGCCUUUGGUGUCUGAGGAGCCAAAGGUCAAGGGAAAGACGCCCGUGAAGAACAGCAAGUCUUCGUCGAAACUGGUGAAGGUUUCGGACAGUCUUCUUGGCUAUUUCCGAAAAGAGACGAUAAACAACUUCCGCGACACUUUCAAAAAUAAUCAUGCGCUGCCCAAUGCUUUCUCGACUGCAGUGCUGAAGAGCAGAACAAGAACGGAGACGCGAGUGUUGAAGAAACAGGCGACGAUUCGCGAAGUGUUUGGCGAAGAUAGGCCAGCUUCGGCUCCACCGAUGAGAAAUCACGGAGACACUUCGCAGGAUGAUGACUCGCAGAAUGAGUCCCAGGUUGGUGUGGUCGAGAGAUCGCGGACCCUGAAGCGGAAAGUCGUGUCUCGAUGGAGAAAUGCCGGACUCCUUCGUAGCAACAAGGCGAUAAUUAACUCGAAAAGACACCUGCUCACAGCGAAAAGACGGAAAGAUUUGAUGAAAUCGAUAGCUCAUAAUAAGUUGAAGCAUCCGAAGGAGAUAAAGAAGGAAAUUGAGGAUGAGGACGAUGAGGAGGACGAGGACGAGGAGGCUCAGGUAGCUGAGGUGAAUGAGCCGGAAGUAGAUAAUAAUGACGAUGCAGAAUUGCCUAGCAAAAAGAAGUUUAGAACUGGUCGGCGGAAAUUCCGCUCUGGAUUCGAUUAUUUGAGGAAGAAGAAGAAGCCUUUGAAGAAGGACGAGGCUCUGCCGAAGGAGCGAAAGAGGCAAGCGGUGCCGAAGCCAAGCCCAGAGUGCGAGGCUGAUAUUCAAACGGAGAUCAGAACCUGGGUGAUCAAGAAGGGAGUGGGGGAGACGAUUUUACAUCGGGCAGCUAGAUUGGGUUACACGGAUGUGGCUGCCUACUGUUUGGAAAAGCUCAACAAUGUUCCAAGUCCGAAAGACAAUGCAGGGUACACUCCACUUCACGAGGCGUGUGCGAAAGGUCACCUUGAAAUUGCCAAACUUCUUCUCGCGUAUGGAGCAAAUGUCAGUGAGAGUGCCAAUGGAGGAAUAAGGCCUCUUCACGAAGCUGCAGAAAGCGGAGCCGCUGAACUGGUGCGACUGUUACUGUCAUACGGGGCCGAUCCUUUAUUGGCUACUUAUGCUGGACACACUCCACUGAUGCUGGCUGUUGAAACCGAAGCUUACACGAUUCUCGAACAGCACUUAGCUGACAUCCAAGGUCGUGCAUGUCAGCCCUGGUAUUUCGGCGGACCAGCAUCAAUUUUCGAUCCGGAAGAAUCUGGCUACAAUCCUCUGGAAGAUCCACCGGCCGAGUCCCCGAAGGUGGAGAUGGAAGAAAUAGAAAUGGAAGUGAGCGACGUUAAUCUUCCAGUCCUCUUCACCCUGACUAACGACCCGGACAAGUGGAUUCUCCUGCAGGAUUUGAUGACGGCUUUGAAAAUGAAGAGUCGAGAUGCCCUCCUGAGACAAGUGAAUCCAAAAGCGCCGACUGGUCCGCCUGCAAUAGCGCAUCGGGACGUCCUCAAGGAGCUGAAACUCGCGGACUUUUUGGAUCAAUCGAGGUGUUGUCACCUCUUGAGUGCCGGGGAAAAAAUCAAUGUGCGUGGCUCAAAAGUAUCGUUAAUUAAGUACAAUGACAAGGUCAAGUCACUGCUGAAUGUGGAGCGAGUUCUGAUUGACAUGAGGUGACAAAAGGCAAUCGGGGAAAAGUCUUCCUCCAAAGACAAGCCCUCAACCUCAAAUUCUGCGAGUGAGAAGCCUCCGAAGCAAAUUAUUGUUAAAUUAGAGAACAGAAUUUCGACCAUUAGUCCUUCGAAACGAGAGAGGAAAGUCAAAUUGCGGCAGGUCAAAAAUUCGGUUGAAUAGGUCAAUCAAAUAAGCAAAAUAAGCAUUUUUUUGUUUGUUUGUUUGUUUGUUUGUUCAUAGACGAUUAAACGUUUGUUAUUGACUGAUUUCUGGAUGAAAUCCGGCAGUUUGACUGUGAUGAUAUUACGGAAUUGACUUUUGUUGUUUUGCAAACAAAAAAAUUUGUUCAGGGCUAUUUGAAGAUUCAGGCAAAUUGUGAAAAAAUUAGGGAAUUUUUUCUUAGAAAAUCUUGGGAAUAAGUUGAUAGCUUAUAGGGUAAUCUAGAAUCUUUUAAAUCCUUCAAAGAAAAAUGGAAAUUUUUAAAAAUUACAAAAAUGACAAUUUAACGAAUUUGAAAA